UUUUUUUUUUUUUUUUGGUUGGCUUUUUAUUCAUUGUUAUAACUUCGUUAUUUUGUUGUUAAAUCAUGGAUCUUGAUUUCUUUUCUUUAGUUGUAGCUGAUUUUGGAUCUGGGUCUUUGUUAUUUUUUAUAACUACCAUGGUUUUUAAGAGCUCUCUUUUAUGUGGUGAUGUCUUAUGAUCUUAAUGUUCUUAAUGUUUAAUAGCCUCUAAUGUAGUUCUUUUCUGUUUGGGGAUAAUGCUUUUGAUUUAGAAAUCAUUGAAAUGGGGUUCAUUUCUUAUUGUAGAUGUUUGUACUUUAAAGCUCUUUAUUGUUGUUAUUGCUUCUUUAUAUCUAAUUUCUACUAAUUAAGGUGAAAUAAUAGAAAAAUCACAUUUCUUUCAGUAAUAUUUGGUCAAAUUUUAAGGAAUGAAUAUGUUUACCAUCUUUCUUUUGAACUUUUUAUGAUUUGAUUUCAUGUAGUUGGGUGGUCUGUAUUUUCAUUAUUAAAAUUGAGACUUUUAUUACUUGGUAUUAGACUUAUGUGUUUCAUUGCAAUUCAUUCGUGCUAUUAGUUUUGAGAGAGAAAGAGGUUCAUUUCAUGUAUCAUAUUUAAGUUUUUAAUUAUAUUUAGCUAUCAUGUGGAGGUACCUUUGGUGUUUUCUUUUUCUUUUCUUUUUUUUUUUUAAUUUUUUUAUUCUUGAGUGUAUUGAUCUUGAUACUUGGAUUCCUUGUUGUUAUUUAAGAUUGGUUUGACUGUGAGAUAAGCAUGGGGUUUGUGAUGGGAACACCGUCCAUUUGUCUAAUGUGUGUUUUGGAUGGUUCCUAUGAAAGAUAUAAAAUCAAAGCAGUGUGGAAAACGUUUUCUUUCUUUUUAUUUAUUUAUUUUUUGGGCGGCUUGUUGUUCUAGUAUGAGAGGUCUGCUUUCAAGAAAAGUCAAACAUUUGGUUUUCCUGCUUCACGUCGUGUUUUUGUUUGAGAGAAAGUCAAGAAACUGAAAAUAGAGAUGUUGAGAAUCUCAAAAAGCCUUUCAUGCCUCCUAAGGAGGUGCAUGUUCAGGUCACCCAUUCCAUGCCACCUCAGAAGAUUGAGAUCUUUAAAUCUUUGGAGGACUGGGCGGAGAAGAACAUUUUAAUUCACCUCAAACCAGUUGAGAAAUGUUGGCAACCGCAGGAUUUUCUUCCAGAUCCUGCUUCUGAUGGAUUUGAUGAGCAAGUCAAAGAACUUAGGGAAAGAGCAAAGGAGAUUCCGGAUGAUUACUUUGUCGUUUUGGUUGGUGAUAUGAUCACAGAGGAAGCCCUUCCAACUUACCAAACAAUGCUUAAUACCUUAGAUGGAACUCGUGACGAAACAGGUGCUAGCCUUACUCCUUGGGCAAUUUGGACAAGGGCAUGGACGGCUGAAGAAAACAGGCAUGGUGAUCUACUUAAUAAGUAUCUCUACUUGUCUGGAAGAGUUGACAUGAGGCAAAUUGAGAAGACAAUCCAGUAUUUGAUUGGAUCAGGAAUGGAUCCCCAUACAGAGAAUAAUCCAUAUCUGGGAUUCAUCUAUACAACAUUCCAAGAAAGGGCAACUUUUAUCUCCCAUGGGAAUACAGCCAGGCUUGCCAAGGAGCAUGGGGACAUUAAGUUGGCUCAAAUUUGUGGUAACAUUGCCUCAGAUGAAAAACGCCAUGAGACAGCCUAUACCAAAAUUGUUGAAAAGCUUUUUGAGAUUGAUCCUGAUGGAACAGUCGUGGCCUUUGCUGACAUGAUGAGGAAGAAAAUCACCAUGCCAGCCGAGUUCAUCUAUGAUGGUCGAGACGACAAACUCUUCGACCACUUCUCAGCUGUUGCCCAAAGACUUGGGGUUUACACGGCCAAGGACUAUGCUGAUAUAUUAGAGUACCUAGUGGACAGAUGGAAGGUGCAGGAGCUGACUGGACUUUCAGCUGAUGGGCGUAAAGCUCAGGACUAUGUAUGUGGACUGCCUCCAAGAAUCAGAAGGCUGGAGGAGAGAGCUCAACAAAGGGCCGAGCAAGCAUCCAGCAUUCCAUUCAGCUGGAUUUUUGAUAGAGAAGUGAAGCUUUAAGAUUUCCCUCUCCUGCAAGUGUCUUCUCAUUCCAGGAAAAACAGUUACAGAGAAACAUGAUCAAGCUGCAACUUCUGUUUAAAUUCCAAUGUAACGUAACGUGAGGAGCUUCUGUUUAAAAAUCUAUCCAUGUCAUUAUUUCUUUUCAGAAGCACAAGUUACAUGAGAACACAAGAAAAUGGCUUUAACCUAAUAAAAAAUUGCUGAAAUAUUAUCACCAUGAGAAAGAAUGUAAAAGCAGAUAACAGAAAAAAAAAUUCAGAUGUAAAGAGCUUUUGUCAAAUUCUAAGCUUCUAUUUGUUCUCCUACAAGCUUCUUAAAGAGAACUUCCCAAAAAAUAAUAAUAUAAUUAUUGGAG
Molecule: messenger RNA, 2406 nt
Organism: Durio zibethinus
Lineage: Eukaryota; Viridiplantae; Streptophyta; Magnoliopsida; Malvales; Malvaceae
Product: stearoyl-[acyl-carrier-protein] 9-desaturase, chloroplastic
Biological process (GO): fatty acid biosynthetic process; defense response
Cellular component (GO): chloroplast stroma
Molecular function (GO): stearoyl-CoA 9-desaturase activity; stearoyl-[ACP] desaturase activity
Source: RefSeq, a predicted model, not a curated record